AGAAAUGAGUCCAGAGACAGUAACACUUCUGCUUGUAAAUAUAGCAGGAAUACUAGAAAGAGCAGACGAGUCAUUACUCCCAGGUGUAUACAAAGAAGUGGGAGCAGCCCUUAAUAUUGAUCCCACAGGUCUUGGUUCCCUCACACUCUUCAGAUGCAUAGUUCAGUCUUCUUGCUACCCUCUUGCUGCUUACCUUGCCACCCGCCAUGAUCGAACCUUUGUCAUCGCUAUUGGUGCGUAUCUUUGGGCUGCUGCCACCUUUCUUGUCGCCUUCUCCUCCACCUUCUUCCAGGUAGCAGUAUCAAGAGCAUUGAAUGGAGUAGGACUAGCCAUUGUAAUACCUGCAAUUCAGUCCCUUGUUGCAGACUCCACAGAAGAGAGCACCCGAGGCAUGGCCUUUGGAUGGUUGCAACUAACAGGAAACAUGGGCGCCAUCCUAGGAAGUAUUUGCUCCGUAAUGAUAGCCUCAACAUCAUUCAUGGGAAUCCCAGGAUGGAGGCUAGCCUUCCAUUUAGUUGGGAUCAUAAGCGUUGCAGUUGGCAUUUUAGUCCAACUAUUUGCUAAUGAUUCUCGCUUUGCAAAUAAGCCCAGGAGUGAGUGUGUAAUUACAAACACCCCCUUCUGCUCAGAACUUAAGGAGGUACUAUUAGAAGCGAAAUCUGUUAUCCGAAUUCCAUCUUUUCAGAUAAUUGUUGCUCAAGGUGUAGCUGGAACGUUUCCUUGGUCAGGGUUAUCCUCUUUCGCGCCCAUGUGGUUGGAGCUUAUCGGCUUCUCACAUGAAACUACCGCGUUCCUCAUAACCAUGUAUGUGGUUGGCAAUUCUCUUGGAGGUUUAUUUGGUGGGAAAAUGGGGGAUAUCCUUUCUAAAAGAUUGCCUAAUUGUGGGAGAAUCAUUCUGUCUCAGAUAAGUUCAGGGUCUGCAAUUCCUUUGGCAGCAAUUCUAUUUUUAGGAUUACCAAAUGAUCCUUCUAGUUCUUUUAAGUAUGGUUUGGUCUUGUUCAUCAUGGGACUCACCACUUCAUGGAAUGCUCCUGCCACAAACAAUCCAAUAUUUGCAGAAAUAGUACCUGAGAAACAUCGAACGAGCAUCUACGCAUUAGAUUGUUCCUUUGAGUCGAUACUCAAUUCGUUUGCUCCGCCUCUAGUUGGUAUACUGGCUCAGCAUGUUUACGGCUACAAGCCAAUCCCAGAAGGAUCAUCAGAGUCUGCAGUGAUAGAAACUGACAGGGAGAAUGCUACCGCGCUUGCAAAAGCUCUUAACAUCAACUUCACAAUCACAAUGACAGUCUGCUGCGCCAUCUACUCCUUCCUUUACUGCACUUAUCCAAGAGACAGAGAACGGGCAAGGAUGCAGAGUUUAGUAGAAUCCGAAUCACAGCUAAUGGAGGGCACUAGUCAUUCCUACAAGCUUCCAUUUUCAAAACUAGAAAAGCAAGAUGUUGAAGAUGAAACAGUUAUGACAGCUGAAUAUGAAGGUGACAAAAAUGAUGAAAAGAGUCUUCUAGCAACCCAGGUACAUGUAUGACUAUGAUCAGGUAAAGUGCAAAUAUACAUCAGUAAGCUAAGCUAAUUUUAGAGUACUAAUUCUAGGCCUAUGAAUGGUUGAAUUUCACAAGUUAAGGUCUGAGCUUCAGGCUAAGUGAUCAAGUGGAGUAAUAUUUAUCAUUGUGCUAACUCACAACUCACAAGUAAAGAAUCUUGCAUGGUUUAAUCUAUCAAGUGGAGCAAAACUUAUCAUGACGGGCCUUACGGCCUACUUGGUAGGCGGUAAUGAAUCUUGCAGGGUUUAAUUUAUCAAGUGGAGUAAACUUAUCAUUACGGCCUAUUUGGUAGGCGGUAAUGAAUCUUGUAGGGUUUAAUUGUUUAAAGAUCAUCGUUAAGAAAUGAAAUGUGAAAAUGGUUCUCUUCUUUUUAUUAUUCA
Messenger RNA from Spinacia oleracea (spinach), 1921 nucleotides. RefSeq lists its product as uncharacterized. The transcript is spliced from 3 exons. Gene Ontology annotation, biological process: transmembrane transport. Lineage: Eukaryota; Viridiplantae; Streptophyta; Magnoliopsida; Caryophyllales; Amaranthaceae. The record is from RefSeq and is a predicted model, not a curated record. Gene Ontology annotation, molecular function: transmembrane transporter activity. Bases 5 to 1525 code for a protein of 506 amino acids. Gene Ontology annotation, cellular component: membrane.